UUGCUUCCGGUUUAUUGAAAAACCCUUCACGAUUACGUCAAGGAAAGCUCGACUAGAUUUUUGCAGUCGGGGAGUUCUUCUGAUUAAAAGACAAGAAUUUGGGGGAUAGUUCGCGUUCCUCGAACUUUUUUUUUUUUUUUUUUUUGUCCCCACGAUGGUGGUUUAUUUGGCUCUCAACGUGACCCGGUCGUCCGCUUCUGUACGAAAGCUGUACGUGAUGUCACGGAGGCUGCGGCAGCUGAACUGGAACGUGCGGGGCCGGUGCGCGGACGCGGGUUCGGCGGCCCCCCGGCCAGAAAGCGGGGCCCCCGUCCCCCCCGAGCCCCCCGCCCACUGCUGCAUGAGCGGCUGUCACAACUGCGUGUGGAUCGAGCACGCCGAGCGGCUUUUGGCCUUCUACAACGACGGCGGCGAGCGCGCGCUGGCCGCCGUGGAGGAGAACGUCGUGGACGACAACCUCAAGGCCUUCUUGAAGAUGGAGAUCCGACUCCUCAACAAGACGUGAGGGCGAGUCCCACAUGAAGAAGAAGAAGAAGACGACAAGUCCCAGUUGCGCGUGUGCAGAAGUUCCCAGGACGACGACGACGUCGCCGCUCGCUUGCACUUUGGAGCGUCUGGCGGCGGCGGCGGUGGCACCGUCGAACGCCGUCGGGACGAGACGAGACCGGCGGACGGCGGCGUUUGCCGACGGUGGACCUCUCGCCGGCGAGCACCCAUUUAUUUAUUGCUGCUGUGAUUACAUACACAUAUUUAUUGUAAUUAUGUAUUACCAAAUAAACACUUGCGUCGUCGCCUUGGCAACGUGAAGCCUC
Molecule: messenger RNA, 812 nt
Organism: Syngnathoides biaculeatus (alligator pipefish)
Lineage: Eukaryota; Metazoa; Chordata; Actinopteri; Syngnathiformes; Syngnathidae
Gene: oxld1
Product: oxidoreductase-like domain containing 1
Exons: 3
Coding region: 155-505 (116 amino acids)
Cellular component (GO): mitochondrion
Source: RefSeq, a predicted model, not a curated record